GCGCCCUCUAUUGUCGAUGUAAGGACAUGCAUGCAGUAAAUACACAUGUGCCCUGCAGUGGGAGUCGGUGUACGUGUACAAUGUAUGUACAUGUACAUGUACGUACAUGAUUGAUACAUCACUACAUCAUAUUGGGCAAGAAAACCAGCAAAGCUGCGCUCCUCUUUGAAUGGCGACCAGUAUGGACCAAGCUUUGGGCAUGGGCCUUGUGGCAUUUGCUGGGGCAAUAUUCUCAUACUACACAAUUUGGGUCAUAUUCAUGCCAUUUGUUGAUGACGACCACUUCCUACAGCAGUUCUUUCUACCCCGAUUCUACGCAAUCGCACUGCCCGUCGUGGCUGGCUUGAUCUUCCUUACAUUUAUUGGUGUCUUUGUAACGGCAGUCACGCUAGCGAAGAAGAAGAAAAGCAAAUGAUGGACAAACAGCUCUACUCGUCUUAUUUUGUACAAAUGAAUGUAAAUCUGUUUUAUAUUUUGUUUAAUUCUCUGGGUUUAAACUUUAUGAAAUAAUAAAAAAAGGGCAAGGAUUUAGGCUUGGAAACAAACUGAAGGAAAAAGACCCACAAAACUGUUUGUUCUGGUUGCACAGAAGUGCAGGCAGGACGGUAAAAAUCUAAUUGCAUUCUGCCCUGAAAAAAGCUUGUGUGUUGUUCAGACAUGUUUCAAGUCUUCAAGUAAUAAAAGUAUAUAUUUAUGCAUUGUUUUAUAGAAAUGAAUAAAGACAUAAAAAUAACUUAUUACUGAUUGAAAAAGAAUUUCUCUGGGUUUUUUUUUUUUAGAACUACACAUUAUGGUUUUCAGAACAGAAAGUGUGAAGAAAUUGUAAAAUCAGUUCUAUAAAACGAGAUCCAUGUUAGUCAAGCAAAAAUGCAGAAAGUACUGUACGGUAUGGUUACAAUAAAUUGAUGCUUACCCUUGUGAAAAAAA
Patiria miniata (bat star) is the source of this 927-nucleotide messenger RNA. RefSeq names its product dolichol phosphate-mannose biosynthesis regulatory protein-like. The record is from RefSeq and is a predicted model, not a curated record. Gene Ontology annotation, cellular component: dolichol-phosphate-mannose synthase complex; endoplasmic reticulum membrane. Gene Ontology annotation, biological process: GPI anchor biosynthetic process. The transcript is spliced from 4 exons. Bases 170 to 415 code for a protein of 81 amino acids. NCBI's taxonomy places the organism in Eukaryota, Metazoa, Echinodermata, Asteroidea, Valvatida, Asterinidae. Gene Ontology annotation, molecular function: enzyme regulator activity.